AUGUCGACGACACAAUCAGCACAGUCAGGCCAUCAACCUAGCAAGUCGGCCGGCCUGACGCUUAAUCUGUCCUCCAACAACCCCUUUCGCAACCGCGCUGCCUCCCCACUCCUCUCCGGCGCUACGUAUAGCAAUACCACCUCGCCCGCUUCGCCUUUUGAUGACCCUCCUCCUCGACCUGUCUCGCGCAAUCCUUUUCUCGAUCCAUCAUAUUCGUCUAGUCAACCAAACUUGAUCGGAACUGGCACCAUGGCACCAACGUUGGACUCGAAGACGUCGCCGACCGCCGAGGAGCUCUUUGACGGCCUCACCAUCAAUGAUCAGAAGCCAUCGCGUCCCGAGGGUGGUAGGCCCCCGGUGAACCGCCCCCCAGGCCCGCCCGGGCGCGAAAAUAUGCCCCCUCCUGGCCGUCGCGGUCCUCCACCUCCGGGCCAUCGCCCGACCAGAUCUCAAGAGGAGGCGAUGAGACAGCGAAGAAUGCAAGGCAACAGCAGCGUCAGCAGCGGCCCUCCUCGCCCACCUGGCGCCCCUGGCUCUCCUCAGCGUCGACCUCAGGAACGCCGCCCACGUAGGAACUCGGACUCGUCACUUCUGAUCGACAUUGAGAAGCCCGAGAAGCAGCUCACCGAAGAAGAGAAGAAGGCCAAGGAAGCCAGACGACGCGAAAGAGAGCGUCGCGCACGGGAAGGAAAGGAUAAGGACCCCAAGAAGCCCAGCCGCAGAUACGACAUCAUCGAUCAGUUGGACGCUACUGCCAUCUACGGCACCAGCAUGUUCCACCACGAUGGACCAUUCGAUGCCGCAAACCCUCAUCGUAACCGAAAGGGUAGCCGACGCGCCCCCAUGCAGGCCUUCGCCAAGGACUCGUUGAAUAUGUCUCUUGGAGGAGCCGGUCCUCUUAACAAGCGCGCCGAUCACGCUACUUUUAUGGGCAACAACGAUGGUGACGCAUCUGCUGAUUAUGCCACUGCCGGAGGAAGAAACAAUUUUGUUGAGCGAAAGGACGAGCCUGCUGUCUUUGAUCCUCGUGCUCGCGGCUCGAUUCUGCAUGGCGAAGAAAGUUUGGGUCUGGGUACUUCGACUUUCCUCGAGGGAACUCCUGCCGCACGUACUGCCAUCCAACGCCGCGAGGCUGAACAGGCCCAGCAGAUGGCUACCGAAGGUAUCAAGCGUAACAAGUCAAUUGCUCAACGCAUUCGUGGCAUGAAGAGAGAACCACGCGAGUACGGACCCGCUGGCCGUAUGACAAACCCUGAGGGUGCUUACCACUCCCGCAGGUCUCCCGAUAGCGCAGGCCCUUCUACUAGCAUCUCGUACACGUCCGAGCGAAACCCCUUCUUUUCAGAGUACGGAAAGGAGCCUGAGGCUAUUUCGGUUCGUCGUACCGACAACAAUGCCAGGUCGCCUGGAUCGCCUCCACCAGUUCCCCGUAGGGGCUCUGCUAAUGGCCUCGAGCGUCGUGCCACUAACGAAGCCUAUUCACCAACCGACGAGGCCCCCAGUAAGCCAUCUGGAGGCUUCAUGGCUAGAGUCAAGAGUCUGAAGGGAGGCCGGAGACGCCAGGCUUCUGACGUUGCGGUUCCUCCGGCACCUGGAACUGCCGCCUAG
Colletotrichum truncatum is the source of this 1608-nucleotide messenger RNA. NCBI's taxonomy places the organism in Eukaryota, Fungi, Ascomycota, Sordariomycetes, Glomerellales, Glomerellaceae. The record is from RefSeq and is a predicted model, not a curated record.